AUGAAGUUUAUCACGGCAGUGGAGAUGAAAUCUCAGCAAGGAUACAUCCGAUUAGUAGAACGGAGUCUUGAAAAUGUCUCCGCCCAAACCCACAGCCACACUCCUCCGGUUUCAGCAAAGCCUACUUGCAAAUCCAAUGAGCGUACAGCAACAGUCCCGCUUUACUGUUUGCGUCAGGCUGGAGGGUAUGCCGACUCUUCCGAGCACCUUCAAUGUGGACGUCUGACAUGUCAUCUCAACCAAAAUACGACGCUGUACUGCGCCCUGGCCAGCGACCUGGUGCCCGGGGCCUACUACUCGGACUGUGCCUACACUCCGCCCAGCAAGUUGGCCGAAUCGAAAGAGGUCUGCAGCGACGUCUGGAAGGCGACCUCCAGACUCAUCCGCGCCACCCUCUCGGAGUCGCGCGAGCUCGACGGAGACCCGUCGGCCGCCAAGGCAUAG
Molecule: messenger RNA, 444 nt
Organism: Protopolystoma xenopodis
Lineage: Eukaryota; Metazoa; Platyhelminthes; Monogenea; Polystomatidea; Polystomatidae
Source: the annotation of a GenBank genome assembly